AUGCACACUUCAUCUGUUGGUCAUUCAAUCCCUAUUUCUCAAGGGUACCCUUCGUUAAACUCUCAUCUGAAACAUUGCAGCGUGGUGGAAAGUACCAUCCGUGCUCUUCCUGACUCUUCACUUUCCAGUUUGUCAAGAUCUUCUUUUCAGCAUCCUCCAUCUCUACCUAAUAAUGCAUCGCUGGACUAUAAUAUACAACACAGAGUUCACAAUGACUCACCUUCGCAAAUUCAUUCAUAUGAUCAUAAAGCUUUUAUACAUUCCCCUCACACUCCGGAACCAUCGAAAAGGCAAUUUUCCUUAAACACCCCUACUUCUGUACUGCCACAGACUGCCUGUUCUCCAGAAAAUGAUACCUCUUUUCAGAAAUGGGGAACAAAAGAUGAUUCCCUAUAUGAUUUACUAAGACUUACCUCUCCGCCGGACUACUUAGCCUUCAAUACUCUACCUGCACACUCUACUUGUUCUUUUCCUUUUUUUAAAGACAAUCCUCGAGGAUCCUCUUUUCCAACUGAGAAUAAUUCGGCAAAGGUGCUUAUAAAGCAUUAUGGUGACCAAACUUUAGGAGAGCCUUUUAAUAAUAAUCAAUUUGAGUUGGACUCACCUGUUUUUAAUUUUAAGGUGAAUUCAAAUAAUAUCCAUUCUCCUCGGAAAGCUUCCUCAAAGGAUAAAGUCCUUCAACCUUCUUCUAUCGCUAACAAAGUUUUCUCUCAGGAUGACUUUGUAAAUCCUAUCUCAAAGGACCAAUCUUUGGAAAUGGGUAACAAGGCGCAUGAAAAUGCUAUUGUUAAUUGUUCUUCCUCAUUGAAAGUUGAAAACUCGUCUAAUUUAAACACGUCUGCUGUGCUAGACAGUUCCGCUGGUUUGAAUUUCUCUAAUAAGUCCUUACUUUCUGCACAGUUAAAACAAUCCAAGUACUUCAAAUCAUCUAAUCAAUUGACUGUAACAGACGAAGUUGUCAAACAAGCUUGUCAACUAUCAGAAGGAAAAAACACCGAACUCCACAAAGGAUCAGAGACAAAAGAACGCCCCCCAUUAUUCUGUAAUAACUCGUUUGCUGUCGGUGAGUUGUAUGGUAGUCCGAAAGAAACAGUGACUGAAAUAUCUUCACUGCAUUCACCUAAUCGCUCUCGAAUCUCUGGUGUAAAAGCAUACGUGAAAAAUACCACCAAUAUUCAGGUGAUAAAGAAAAAGAAUGAGCAAUACAUUGCACAUUUUCCUGAACAUAAGGAACGUCUUGAUUUUUUGUGGCAGCAUAAAGCUAGUCCUGCUUUUGCUAAUUGUGCACUAGCUAGUAAUGAUCGGUUUUCUCUUUCAGAAUUGCAUAUGGAUAGUUCCGAGAUUCUAGCUCGAACUUUGAAAAAAUCAUCAAAAAAUAAUUGUUUCGGUCCUUUCAUUCUUGGGCGGACUAUUGGGAGAGGUGAAUUUGGAAAAGUAAAACUAGGAUGGCCUUUACCGGGUUCCUCUCCUUCUCAGAAGCACCCAACACCUCAAGUUGUUAUCAAAAUAAUUCGUGUAAUCAAAGGAGGUCCUUUGCUGCGAAGGGUUAUCCGUGAAGCGACGAUCCUGAGAGAAGUUGAUGAUCAUCCUAAUAUCGUGAAGUACGUUGACCUCAUUAAAACCAAACAUCACAUUGGCAUUGUCUUGGAUUAUGUGAGCGGAGGCGAAUUGUUUGACUAUAUUUUAGCUUCAAGACGACUCGAGGAUGAGACGGCUUGUAAAUUAUUUGCACAACUCAUUAGUGGUGUUGGAUAUUUGCAUUCCAAAGGGGUUGUUCACCGAGAUUUGAAAUUGGAGAACAUUUUGCUGGAUUCAAAAAAAAAUAUCAUAAUUGCCGAUUUUGGAUUUGCAACAACAUUUGGUCAUUUUGGUUCUCGUAAGAAUCAAAUAACUAAUGCUAAACCAGAUUUAUUUACAACCUCUUGCGGAUCACCUUGCUAUGCAGCACCCGAGUUGGUAAACUGCAAAGUUGGAUCAUAUGCGGGUACCCAGGCGGAUAUCUGGAGUUGCGGUGUUAUAUUAUACGCAAUGCUUGCCGGUUAUUUGCCUUUUGACGAUGAUCCCCAUAAUCCGAAUGGUGAGAAUGUUGUACGGCUAUACCGGUACAUAUGCACCACAUCUCUUAUUUUUCCCGAGUACAUCAAGGAAGAACCGCGUGAUUUGCUGCGUAAGAUUUUAGUGCCUGAUCCUUCAAAAAGACUUCAUAUGUUUGGAAUAAUGAGUCAUCCUUAUUUGCGAGCUCAUAGGCAGCCAUUUGAACUUUAUAACAAUUUUGAGCCUUUAAAGUACCCUGUGGAUGGGAUUCUUUCGCAAAAAUCUGAAAUCAGCGUGUCCUCAAGUUCAACGGUUAGCACCUUCUCUUCUCUAGAUAUACCUUCACGUGAUCAUAACGUACAACAAAAAGCUGCUGUGCAUGGUAGUAUUGAAUUAAAGCAGCCAAUAAAGACGUCUGCACUAGUUAGCAAUGGUGUUCAGGCUUCUGUAAUCUUAUACCCUAAAGGCAACUGCAAAAACCGGUUGGUUUCCUUGCUUCGCAAACCCAAUCAACUUCCAAAGAAAUUCGAUGAAAUCUUAUUAUCGAAGCCUAAGAAAGAAUUAUCUGGAAAGGGCUUUUUCUUCUUAUUCAAGGGUUUCCUUCGACAUAGAAAAGGAGGCAAUGAGGUUUCACGCUACAAACAGUCCGGCUUAAUUUUGGAAACAGUAACCCCAAUUGUAAGUACGUCUGACCCUUUAACUUUGAAGAGUCUUCAUAACUUGGAGAAGGGACAUAAAAGGCAUUAUACUUUUGCAUAA
Messenger RNA from Schizosaccharomyces cryophilus OY26, 2793 nucleotides. Its product is annotated as CAMK/CAMKL/KIN4 protein kinase Ppk1. Gene Ontology annotation, biological process: protein phosphorylation; intracellular signal transduction; microtubule cytoskeleton organization. NCBI's taxonomy places the organism in Eukaryota, Fungi, Ascomycota, Schizosaccharomycetes, Schizosaccharomycetales, Schizosaccharomycetaceae. The transcript has 2 exons. The record is from RefSeq and is a predicted model, not a curated record. Gene Ontology annotation, molecular function: tau-protein kinase activity; protein serine/threonine kinase activity; ATP binding. Gene Ontology annotation, cellular component: cytoplasm. Bases 1 to 2793 code for a protein of 930 amino acids.